Molecule: messenger RNA, 7458 nt
Organism: Anas platyrhynchos (mallard)
Lineage: Eukaryota; Metazoa; Chordata; Aves; Anseriformes; Anatidae
Gene: APPBP2
Product: amyloid beta precursor protein binding protein 2
Biological process (GO): intracellular protein transport; proteasome-mediated ubiquitin-dependent protein catabolic process
Cellular component (GO): Cul2-RING ubiquitin ligase complex
Molecular function (GO): ubiquitin-like ligase-substrate adaptor activity; protein binding
Source: RefSeq, a predicted model, not a curated record
GCGCAGGGCUGCGGGGCGUGAGGCGGAGCGGGGCCGGGCUGGGGCUGGGGGAAGGCGGCUCCGCACACGCAAGAUGGCGGCGGUGGAGCUGGAGUGGGUGCCCGAGACGCUGUACAACACGGCCAUCUCGGCUGUGGUGGACAGCUACGGGCGGGCCCGGCGCCGGGACAUCCGCUCGCUGCCCGAGAAUAUCCAGUUCGACGUUUACUACAAGCUUUACCAACAGGGCCGAUUAUGCCAGCUGGGUAGUGAAUUUUGUGAACUAGAAGUUUUUGCGAAGGUGCUACGAGCUUUAGAUAAAAGACAUCUGCUUCAUCACUGUUUUCAGGCUUUGAUGGACCAUGGAGUAAAAGUUGCUUCUGUACUGGCCUAUUCUUUCAGUAGACGGUGCUCCUACAUAGCAGAAUCAGAUUCUGCUGUAAAAGAAAAAGCAAUUCAGAUUGGUUUUGUUUUAGGGGGAUUCCUAUCAGAUGCUGGCUGGUAUAGUGAUGCUGAGAAGGUAUUUCUUUCCUGCCUUCAGCUGUGCACCCUUCAUGAUGAAAUACUUCAUUGGUUUCGUGCAGUAGAAUGCUGUGUAAGGUUGCUGCAUGUUCGAAAUGGUAACUGUAAAUAUCACUUGGGAGAAGAAACGUUCAAACUAGCUCAGUCUUACAUGGACAAGCUUGCAAAACAUGGUCAGCAAGCAAACAAAGCAGCACUCUAUGGGGAGUUGUGUGCACUGCUUUUUGCCAAGAGCCACUAUGAUGAGGCUUACAAAUGGUGUAUAGAAGCUAUGAAGGAGAUCACAGUUGGCCUGCCUGUAAAAGUAGUAGUGGAUGUUUUGCGACAAGCUUCAAAGGCUUGUGUUGUAAAACGUGAAUUUAAGAAGGCUGAACAGCUGAUAAAACAUGCAGUAUACCUUGCUCGGGAGCAUUUUGGAGCCAAGCACCCCAAAUAUUCUGAUACGCUACUAGACUAUGGAUUUUACUUGCUCAACGUAGAUAAUAUAUGCCAAUCUGUUGCGAUCUAUCAGACAGCUCUCGAUAUUCGGCAGUCAGUAUUUGGAGGUAAAAACAUACAUGUAGCUACAGCUCAUGAAGACUUGGCUUACUCUUCUUAUGUUCACCAGUACAGCUCUGGAAAAUUUGACAAUGCACUAUUCCAUGCUGAACGUGCUAUUGGCAUUAUAACACAUAUUCUCCCAGAAGACCAUCUGCUCUUGGCAUCUUCAAAGAGAGUUAAAGCACUUAUCCUGGAGGAGAUUGCAAUAGACUGUCAUAACAAGGAAACUGAGCAGAGGUUACUUCAAGAAGCUCAUGACUUACAUCUGUCCUCGCUUCAGUUAGCUAAAAAAGCUUUUGGGGAGUUUAAUGUACAGACAGCAAAACACUAUGGCAACCUUGGAAGACUGUAUCAGUCCAUGAGAAAGUUUAAGGAAGCAGAGGAAAUGCACAUCAAGGCAAUUCAGAUUAAGGAGCAGCUUCUGGGUCAAGAAGAUUAUGAAGUUGCCCUGUCAGUAGGACAUCUAGCUUCUCUCUAUAACUAUGAUAUGAAUCAAUAUGAAAAUGCUGAAAAGCUUUAUUUGAGAUCCAUAGCAAUUGGAAAGAAGCUUUUUGGUGAAGGAUACAGUGGACUUGAAUACGAUUACAGAGGUCUCAUUAAACUGUACAAUUCCAUUGGCAAUUAUGAGAAAGUUUUUGAGUACCACAAUAUUUUGGCCAAUUGGAACCGGUUGCGAGAUCGGCAGUUCUCUGUUACAGAUGCUCUGGAGGACGUAAGCACCAGCCCUCAAUCCACUGAAGAAGUGGUCCAGUCUUUUCUGAUGUCUCAGAACAUUGAUGGACAGAGUAGCUAAGAACUUGGUCAAUUAACCAGUUAAGGUUUUUUCCCCAGAUUACAGGGGAAAAGUCAUACUGUGAAAUCUAAACCAUGUAGUUCUCUGGGGGCUGGAAUUUGCAUUGAAACACUGGUCCAGUCUACUGAAGAGUGCCCAUACGGAUGAAUGUGUGUUAAAUUCUUAUCAGCAUGUGUAUGGCAUGUUUAGUUCGGCUCACAUUUUUAACUGGGUAUUCCAGAAAACCCCUACUUUCUCUCUUCUUUCGAAAGAACCUACUUUACAGAAAGUCUGCAAGAGAACAUUAAAUAAAACUGUUUGAGUUCAAAAGAGUUGCAUUCUUGUUAUGAAUGGAAGGUUUCAUCAAGAGCUUUCUUCUGAUAUACAGAAAGAAUAAAUGCUAUGCUGUAAGAAAUUACACAAGAGAGGUCUUUCUACUGUAUGCAUUGUAGCAAAGUUAAUCACAAAUAUUAAGAAAAGGGAGAAUGCCUUGGCUGCCACCUUACGAAGAGAAGUGGCAAAGAACCACUUGGGAGAGAGCAACGUACUCUUUGUGAACCACGAUAAGUUGAUGAGCAAAUAACCACCGUAUGUUGUUGUUAAUAUCCUGAACUGGACCAGUGUUCAUCUGUAAGCGAUAGAAGAUCCAGUAGACCAGCAAUCUUAGUUUUCUUUGGUACCAACCAAGAGUGCUAACUUUCCUAACAGGACCAGGAAAAUCAAAAGUGGACCAGCCUGCUAGAAACAGUUUUUGGACCAGUGGCUUUAAUUUAAUAUUUCUGCCCCUGCAUUCACUUUUACGGUAGAAUUAUUUCAUUUAGAUGUAUGAUCAGUGCAAAAUUAUAUUCAUGUAAUAGAUACAAAACUAGGAAGUGAACGUUCUUUAGCAGUUGCGAUGGCAUGUCUUUACUUAGUAAGCGUAUACAGAUAUUAAUGUCAAUGCCACACACAAAAACUAGAAAUGCUUAACUAUUUGCUGCAGCCAUUUUUUAUUUUUAUUUUUGAAUGGGCUUACUCUAAUAAUUGAGGCAGUAACUUGUUUAUACCAGUUAAUAGUUUUGUAUUACAAUCCAGUUCAAUUUUAUGUUUCUGGAGAACACAGCUUAUUGUACAGUUUGCAGGGGUCAGUGGAAAAUGCCAAAAAGCACAACAGGUCUUUUUUGUGAUGCUUCGUUUCUACAUUAAAUGAUAGUACAACCAGAAACUGAUUCCUUUACGUUAAUUUAAAAAGCAGAAGUCAGCUGUAAAGAUCCUUUAAUAAUGCCUAUCUCACUAGCCUGUCUUAAUUUUUCUUCUGUUGGGGCAUGGGGGCUGCUUUGCUUUUUUUUUUUUUUUUUUUUUUUUUUUUUUUUUUUUGAGUGUGUGGGUUUUGUUUUCUGGUUUUUGGUUUUGUUUUUUUGUUUUUUUUAAUUGUUGAGGUAAUACUCAUUUGAAAGUCUGUGUAACAUAGCAAACUAGAAACAACUCACUGCUGUUACCUCAGUUCUUAUUAUAGUGGCACAAACAGUGCUCCUAUAGUUAGGAUUCUGUCAGUUUGGGUUCCCUUCCCCCCCUAUUUUCAGGGGUUUGUAACUUGGCCAUGAAAGUUCAGUCCAAGCUGAGGCUCUGCAAGCAAGGUUCCUGCAGGACUUGGACUGGAUGUUUUGUUUGGGGUUUGUUUUUUAAUUUGUUUAUAAAGCUUGGGACAGGGAAAGCUGCUUGAUGGUCUUCAAAAAAGAGUGCAGAGAAGAAACAAAUGUCAGACACUACUUUGAGCCUAACAGCUCUUUUAAGAACUGAAAUUGUACAGGCCAAUAGUUCGUAUACUGGUGCCUUCGAGUAUAAUUUUGGGGGAAAGGCUGAAUAACACCAACUUGAAAAUGCAGUUAUAUAAUUAGUGCAGCUUUAAUGAUUGCACACUUGGAAUACUUUUACUGACAUAACAAGUAGUAUUUGCAUUAAAAAAAAAAAAAAGCUGGUAUUAAGACUUACAUUGCAGUGUAUCCUCAAAGGCUGUUCAAGGAAAAGCCAACUUAAAAUUAUGCAUGGAUUUUAAAUCUAAUUUCUUCAUAGUAAUUUUUCUUGUUUACGAGUGCUUUAGGUACUACAAGCAAAUUUGGCUGUCUACCAGGCAAAAUAUUUUCAUCCCCAAAUGUUCAUACGUUAGGGCACUGAUGAAUUAGAUAUUAUGAAUUCUCUUCUUUAAUCCUGUUAAAACUACUUAAAUGAAGCUUGUAAUAUUAGUAUCAGAACUUGGGCAGAGGAGGCGUGCUUAAAAUUGUCCUAAACAAGCUGUGUAGCUUCUGUACAGCAGAAACGUUUAACAGCCUCAAACCAGGUAUGUGGAUUUCCACUUAGAGCACCUGGAGCUGCUUGCCUGGGGUUUGCAGUUAGGUCUCUGCUUCCAGAUUUUGACUGACAAAACUCAAAGGUCUCAAGGUUUUUUGUUUGGGGUGGUGAGCUUGACUGGAGGUGAGCAAACAGGAGGGCUCCUGGUGUGGGACAGGUUAGGGAGGCGUUACACUGCUGAGAACCAAAUGUUUGUUCAAUUCCUUCAAUGAGUAGCUUUAUUCUGUUUUCUCAGACCUUCUGAGUGGAUGUACAUUUCUCUUUCCCCAAGCUACUUCACCAGCAUGUUGUAUACCUCGGUGCAUUGGCUUGUCUGGAAGGAAUUGAUGUCCUAUAAAUCACCCAGGGUUCUCUUGGAUGGUGGACUUUGGCCAGGAAACAUGACUUGGAGAAGAGCACUUGCAGUGCUCCUUGUAGGACUACUAGCGUGCUUUUCAUGUGAUUAAAUUAAAUCCUGACCCAACUGUUGGGUUGAACUUCUCAUUGUAGCACUUCAGUAACUCCAGUCGUGCCAAGGCACGCACAUUUUGGAGAAAGGUAGCUGGGGCUGAUUGCUGAAGUUGUCAAAGUGCUGAAGCUUUGCACAACAACUUUGCAGCUACAAAAUGCUUUGUCGCCUGCUCUGCAUGCCGUAGCUCAGAGCCUUCACCUAAUGCUGUCCUUGCUGCAGAUGCACUCUCCAUGCAAUAACCAAACUGACCUUUCUAGUUUUGGGUUCUGCCUCUCUGGUGGUGUUCUCAGAAGAACUUAGCUGUCUGUAUUGGCAUGUGGAGACGAUAUGUAAAAUGUGCUGCUUGUUGUCACUCUGUCACUGUCUCUGCUGUUACAGCUUGUUGUUUGAUAUGCCUGAGAAAAAAGGAGUAAAAUUGGGUGACUUCAGAGGAAGGUAAAUGACUUGUCCCUCUGUAAGGGCAGGAGCAGCUCCAGUGUGAUUGGAUUGGGUUUCUUUGUAUUGCUUCAUCAUUAUGCCAUGACUUCUUCUGCACUAGGUAGAGCUAAAGGAGCAGAGCAUUAUCCACUGUGUUCUCCGUACCGUGCGGCUUGUUAGUACAGAACUUGCCAACACAGACCCUGCACCUCCCUCCCACUAGAGGUAGAAAUGAGGAAUUCCUGUCCUAUGUUUAGCCCUAACACAAGUUUUCAAUGCAUUCUUUUGUCAAUUUGUCAGUACUUUACAAUCUGAUUGUAAGUAUUGGAGAAGGGGGCUACGUCUAACCACUGUGCAUGGUGGGAGACCUUGUGUCUGCUGAGAUUCAGUUAGCCAGCCAUGAAACAAUAAAGUUGAUUAAUCAUUGGCAUUUUAUAUGUGUACAAUGCACCUACCACUAGCUGAGAGUGCUAUCUGGUGCUGGUGCUAAAGGGGAGAACAGGGCUCGCACCUCCAAUGAAAUGCAUCUUCAGAAUUAUCUUGAUGGUAAGUAAUUGAAUCACUCGAGUAACUGGAAACAAGUGGUGAGGACAGGUGUCACCUUAUGGAAAAUUAACUGUUGUUUAAGCCCUCAAUUUAUUUUCAGCAUGAAGCUUUUUGAAUUGGUUAUUUGUAUGUCUUGUUUGAAGCAAACACUGCAAUUUGUAGAGGGAAGAAUGAGAUAUCAGGAUUCCCGCACUGGGACUUGGGCUAUUCUGGGUGACUUGUCUGUGGAAAGGGAAAAGCUUGCAAAGACUUAACUGACAAAAGGGGAAGGGGAAAUUUGCUUCUGCAAUGUUCGAAAAUAAGCAUAUCCCUCAGUUACUUGAAGUACAACACCUAGCAACUAUUUGGCCCCAAACAGUUGUUUGGUCACUUCUGUAGCACGAUGUUAACUCUGACCAGGCAGUGUCUGCCUCUGCAUGCUGGUCUUCAUGUGCACACUUUACUUGUAUACCUGGUGUUUAAUUUUUUUUUUUUCACACGGGGUUUUUGUUAAAGAAUUUUGAAGGUCUUUUUGUUGUUGAAAUCUAACUUAUUAGGACAACAGUGUUCUUUUUUUUUUUUUUUAAUUACCUUUAAAAAUGAAGUUUUUCUCUAAAUGUGCUGCAGUCUGAAACUUGCUAAAGGUGCCGUUGCGCUGCUUCUCAUGGUACAGAAAAUGCACAUUUAACUUGAUUUCCUUUUUAGAAUCAGAUGUAUUGGUAGAAUACAAGAAGGAAAAUGCAUCGUGCCUAAAACAUGAUUGAAGCUAUUGACAAAAACUUUACUUAAUUUAUAUGGAUCAGAUGCAACUUUGCAGGCUAGCAGCAAGUAGCGUGGGAGAGGUGUUGCUGUUAGCAGUCUCUAAACAAAACUCCUUCCGUCUGCUGCCUGUGCGGAGACUUUAUUUUAUCCGAAGCUCAUUGUAUUCCCUUUUUUCCCUUAUGGUUUCUAUAAUAAGAAAAUUACUGGCCAAAUGUUAAUUGCAAAUCUGACUGUUGUGGGUGUUUUCAUGUUUGACACGUACGGCCUGUUGCACGUUUUGUUUCUUGGCCUUCUGAGGAUUUCUGUGAGAAGCAGGGAAGAAAUUUCCUUUACCUAGAGAUAAACUAAACUGCGUGCAGAAAAUUGACAGCACUGGUAAUGCUUUUGUCCCUAAAUCUCAGGAAUGUUUUAGGCAGUGAAACAGGUUUCCCUUUGGUGAUAUAAAGGUGCGUGCUCUAGGGUCUUGUUUAACAAUAUUUCAUUGCAAUCCUAGGUAUCUAUAGCAUGAGUGGCCUUAGUGAGUUUGUUGAAGUGCACAUUUUUUUUUUCAAAAGUAAAUUUUAAGAUGAAAAAGAUAUAUACUAUAUAAAUAUAUAGAGAUAUUUAGAAACUUGGUUUGUGGUGCACAAGUUCAGUGUUGGAUCACUAAAUAAUUGUCGCAGGUACCAUAUGUGUAACUUUUUUCUUUUAUGUAUAUUCCUUUAUGGGAAGCAAUGUUGCCAUGGUAACUAGAACUUUACAAUUUCUUUACUACUUAAUGAUGUGAAUGAACUCUACAUUUUAUUGAAUAUUACCAGGUUCAGUACUAUUUUUAUACUUUAUUGAACUACAGGGGAUUUUAAUUUAAUAGCAUUCUAAAAAAGAUGUUGCUUGAACUGUAUAACUGUAUAAAUUGAACUACUUAUACAAAAACACCUCUAAACCAGAAUCUUUACCUGUAGUGCCACAGUUGUUUAUAUGAAAAUAUCUUGAACAUUACUAGAUUUGGAAGACCACCCUACUUGUGUCAAGACUAACGUUUCGUAUCCCACUUCUCACAGACUGCAGUGCCCGACAUUAUUUGUAACCAUCAAACCAUACUAUGUUUGUAACCAGCAUUGUGAUAUUCUGUAAUUGUAUUGCUGAAAUGAAAUAUUGACCCAAUAAAUAUAGUGUUCCUGCA